Messenger RNA from Salvia hispanica, 1097 nucleotides. RefSeq names its product myb-related protein 308. The record is from RefSeq and is a predicted model, not a curated record. Lineage: Eukaryota; Viridiplantae; Streptophyta; Magnoliopsida; Lamiales; Lamiaceae.
AACUUUCCCACCAACUCACAUCUAGAAGCUCUCUCCCUCUCUCUCCUAUAGUCAAAACUCAAAACCUUCUCCCUCUCUUUAUAUAUAUAGGUUUAGUAGUGGAAAAAAUACUAGUUUGUAGUGUGUGUUUUUUUCAUAUUUUUGAUAUUGCAAUGGGAAGGUCUCCUUGUUGCGAGAAGGCUCACACGAACAAGGGCGCGUGGACGAAGGAGGAAGACGACCGGCUUGUGGCGCACAUCCGGGCCCACGGCGAGGGGUGCUGGCGGAGCCUCCCCAAGGCGGCGGGGCUCCUCCGCUGCGGCAAGAGCUGCCGCCUCCGCUGGAUCAACUACCUCCGCCCCGAUCUCAAGAGGGGCAACUUCACCCAAGAAGAGGACGACCUCAUCAUCAAGCUCCAUAGCCUCCUCGGCAACAAAUGGUCUCUUAUUGCGGGGAGAUUGCCCGGGAGGACGGACAACGAGAUCAAGAACUACUGGAACACGCACAUCAGGAGGAAACUCGUGAGCCAGGGAAUCGAUCCCACGAGCCACCGCCCCAUCAGCGAGCCUUCAGCUGCAGCAUCGUCGCAACGAGAAGCAAAUCCAUCAAAAAUAGAAAAAAUUGUCAAAGAAGAGAGUCAAUGUUGUAGCCAGGUUAGAGAAAGGUGCCCAGAUUUGAAUCUUGAUCUAAGAAUCAGCCCUCCAUAUCAGAAUCAAGAAUCCUUCAAAACCGGCACGAAUAGUAGUACCUUUUGCUUCGGUUGUAGUACCGGCAUUCAAAAUAGCAAAGAUUGCAGGUGCAAAGAGGGGAAUAUUACUAAUUCUGGAUAUGAUUUUCUUGGCUUGAAAUCUGGUGUUUUGGAUUACAGAAGAUUGGAGAUGAAAUGAAGAAUCUUUUUUUUUUCAUGUGUAAUAGUAGUUAAAAAUUAAUCUAGAAUACUUAGUCCGCGUGUCGCGCUGUUAUUGGCCAAACCGCGCGAUACGAGUCACCUUUGCGCAUGCUCUAAGGCACAUUUUGCACAAAUUUUGCUCUAUUCUUGUGUGUGUGUGCAGAAAGUGGGUGUGGAACAUAAAUAAUGUAAGACUAAAUAGCCAUUUGCAGUUGUUUUCUUCUAUCCA